UAUUUGCACCAGUGCAUCAUGGAGAGAACCACUAUGGUGUUGGAUCGCCGGCCUCCUACCCUACCAGAAUGCAACGUUUCACCUUCCACCUUGGCCUUCGACCAGCGUUUCACAUCGACUGCUCAGGGGAUCUUGCUCAUUGCCGAAACAGUGUGUGGCAUAAUGGUGUGGAUUCUGCUGGCAGGCACUGAUUAUUUUAACCUCUCUGCCCUGUGCAUGGCCCUCUUUGUUUCCAUCACUUGCUGGGUCAUCACCCUGUGCCUCUUUAUAAUUUACCUCACCGGGACCCAAAACAGGAUGACCCAGGUCCCCUGGACUACAUUGUCAGUGUGUUUGAACAGCGGUGACACAGCUCUCUAUCUGCUGACAGCAGUGCUAGAAGUUUACUCACUGAAGACUACUGUCGCCGGACGUCACAACUACAACUGCUGGGCUGCGUCGGCUUGUUUCGCAUUCCUGACAGCAGUCACUUAUGGAGGCAGCAGCUACCUCAGCUACCGUGCCUGGAAAGCCACUAAAGAAGAGCGAUAGUAAUGGGUCUUAUUUUGUUGUUGUGUUUCCUUGUCAAGGAAUUUGUUCUCUUACUGUAAUAGGCCAUUGCUUUUUCCAGUCAAACCUGUACAACUACAGUAUGCCACAUAUGAGCUUAGACGCCAUCAACUAGCUUUUGAUGAGCAGGAAAACAAUGUACAAAACAAACGAUGAUACAAUACUUUCCGUUCAGUUCAUUUCAGUUUCAGUUUAUUUCGUACAUGAAUUCGAUACAAUAUAAUGCAUCACAUAUUUCUAGUCGUUUCAUUACAGUACGUCUGAAAAGGAAUAGGAAGAAGCUGAGCUUAUUUAAUCCUACCCUUUUUCAUACCGUAGCAAUUUUAUCCCAUUUCCUUGUUCUCUGUAACAGAACAGUGAAUACAUAAUACCAUAGUAAGUAAAGUUGUGGUUUGUGCUGCCCUUUGAGGCACUUGUGAUUCAGGGCUAUAUACAAACCCUGUUUCCAUAUGAGUUGGGAAAUUGUGUUAGAUGUAAAUAUAAACGGAAUACAAUGAUUCGCAAAUCAUUUUCAACCCAUAUUCAAUUGAAUAUGCUACAAAGACAACAUAUUUGAUGUUCAAACUGAUAAACAUUUUUUUUGUGUGCAAAUAAUCAUUAACUUUAGAAUUUGAUGCCAGCAACACGUGACAAAGAAAGUGGGAAAGGUGGCAAUAAAUACUGAUAAAGUUGAGGAAUGCUAUUCAAACACUUAUGUGGAACAUCCCACAGGUGUGCAGGCUAAUUGGGAACAUUCGGGUGCUAUGAUUGGGUGUAAAAGCAGCUUCUAUGAAACGCAAAGUAAUUCCCAAACAAGGAUGGGGUGAGGGUCACCACUAUGUAAGCAAAUUGUCGAAAAGUUUUAAAACAACAUUUCUCAACGAGUUAUUCCAAGGAAUUUGGGGAUUUUACCAUCUUCGGUCCGUGAAAUCAUCAAAAAGUUCAGAGAAUCUGGAGAAAUCACUGCACAUAAGCGAUGAUAUUACGGACUUUUGACCCCUCAGGCAGUACUGCAUCAAAAAACGACAUCAGUGUGUAAAGGAUAUCACCACAUGGGCUCAGGAACCCUUCAUAAAACCACUGUCAUUAACUACAGUUGGUCGCUACAUCUGUAAGUGCUUGUUAAAACUCUGCUAUGCAAAGCCAAAGCCAUUUAUCAACAAUAUCCUGAAACGCCGCCGGCUUGCUGGGUCCGAGCUCACCUAAGAUGGACUGAUGCAUAGUGGAAAGGUGUUCUGUGGUCUCACGAGUCCACAUUUCAAAUUAUAUUUGGAAACAGAGGACGUGGUGUCCUCCAGAACAAAGAGGAAAAUAACCAUCCGGAUUGUGUUUAUGCGCAAAAGUUCAAAAGCCAGAAUCUGUGAUGGUAUGGGGGUGUAUUAGUGCCCAAGGCAUGGGUAACUUACACAUCUGUGAAGGCACCAUUAAUGUUGAAUGGUUCAUACAGGUUUUGGAGCAACAUAUGUUGUCAUCCAAGCAACGUCCUCAUGGACGUCCCCGCUUAUUUCGGCAAGGCAAGUGUUACAACAGCGUGGCUUCGUAAAAAAAAGAGUGUGGGUACUUUCCUGGCCUACCUGCAGUCCAGACCUGUCUCCCAUGGAAAAUGUGUAGCGCAUUAUGAAGCGUAAAAUACGACAGCAGAGACCCAGGACUGUUGAACGACUGAAACUCAACAUAAAACAAAAAUGGGAAAGAAUUAUGCUUUCAAAGCUUCAGUUAUUAGUUUCCUCAAUUCCCAAACGUUUAUUGAGUGUUGUUAAAAGAAAAGGUGAUGUAACACAGUGGUGAACAUGUCCUUUCCCAACUAAUUUGGCACGUGUUGCAGCCAUGAAAUUCUAAAUUAAUUAUUAUUUGCAAAACAAAAAUAAAGUUUAUGAAUUUGAACAUCAAAUAUCUUGUAUUUGUAGUGUAUUCAACUGAAUAUGGGUUGAAAAGGAUUUGCAAAUCAUUGUAUUCCGUUUAUAUUUUACAUCUAACACAAUUUCCCAACUCAUAUGGAAAUGGGGUUUGUUACUAAACAUUGAUGAUUGAUUGAAACAAAUAAUAAAUGCAUACAGUAAAUAAUAUUUAUUUCCAAAAAAAAGAAAAGAAAAGGGUUCAAUAUCUUCAUCAUAAUUAUUGUUCUGUGUACUUUGUGAACACUUGUACUUUGAACAGUCUCUUAGACUGAAUCAUAUUGGUGCUUUAUUUGAUUUCUUUAGGUCAUCCAUUCCAUACUGUAAUUCCACAUACGGAUAUGCUAAAGGUCUUAAGUGUUGUACGAGCACACAAAUGUACAACUAAAAGUCUCUCCGAGAAUAAAGCUAAAUAUUCAGAAAAUAUGCAAAUAUCUCACCAUUUUUAGCUCUCUCAACAUGCUCAUCUAGGCCCAAAUCUCUGAUAGCCGGUGCUGUAAAUGCAGAAGUGCAGUGCCAGUGAGGAGGAAGAGCAAAACAUGAUAGAAAAUUAAUAAACGUGCUUAUGAUUGUGCAUGAAAAAGUUGAAAACAAGGGAAAGAAACAGCUGUGAGAGCUUGGUUGGCUGGUAAAAUGUAAUUCGAAAAAUGUAUACAGUAACAAUAUUAUACAUCACAUAUUUUACAUACUUUCUUUACAACAUGUCCAAAAAGAGUAGGAAAGCAGGGAUAAUCCAAUCCUCCCCUUUUCUAAUGGAUUCUGUGUUCUGCCUUAUUUAUGGGAACAAAACUUGAAUGACUCUCCACCUCGCUGUGGGCAAUGGCUACACGUUCGUUGUGCAUAUUGAUUUUAAAACUGUUCCACACUGUAGCAAUUAUUUGUUCUUAAUUACCAUCAAUGUGUUCUAAAUACAUCGGCUCUCAUCAUAAAUUGUUGAAUCAGUUACGAUUCGUUUAAUGAGAUGGAUGAUAUUUCAUUUUCAAUAAACUCAUGUCAUUUAUCAGAAUUCUUCUUCUUUGUACUUUGUAAACACUUGUAGUUUGAACCACCUCUUAAACUGGAUCAUAUUAGUAUUUUGUUUGAUUUCUUUACUUAUUCCA
Molecule: messenger RNA, 3523 nt
Organism: Nerophis ophidion (straightnose pipefish)
Lineage: Eukaryota; Metazoa; Chordata; Actinopteri; Syngnathiformes; Syngnathidae
Gene: cmtm8b
Product: CKLF-like MARVEL transmembrane domain containing 8b
Exons: 4
Coding region: 19-531 (170 amino acids)
Biological process (GO): myelination
Cellular component (GO): membrane
Molecular function (GO): structural constituent of myelin sheath
Source: RefSeq, a predicted model, not a curated record